CUUAUCCUUUCCCUCCUCUGCAAAACGCAACACGAAAAAUCUAUGGUGCUCUCUUCUCCUUCGCCUGCCAUUUCACCUUCCACUCUCCAUGUCCUCCCCUGCUCAGACCCUCCAUACAAGCUCCUUCAAAACCACCCGUGUCUCUCUCUCCUCUCCGUGUGCAGAACCAUGGAAACCCUCAAACAAGUGCAUUCUCACUUCAUCAAGACCGGUCUCCACAACACCCAUUACGCCAUGAGCAAGCUCAUCGAUUUCUGCGCCGUUUCUCCUUUCGGUGAUCUCUCUUACGCUCUUUUAGUGUUCGAGUCCAUUGAGGAACCGAAUCCAGUGAUAUGGAAUACUAUAAUUAGGGGAUACUCGUUGAGUUCGUCGCCGGUUAUGGCCUUAGAACUCUACGUACGAAUGAUAUUUUCUGGGAUGGUGCCGAAUUCUUACACUUUCCCUUUCCUUUUAAAGUCUUGCGCGAAAAUGGCUGCUAUCCAUGAAGGGAAACAGAUUCAUACCCAUGCUUUGAAACUUGGGCUUCAGUCUGAUGCUUUCGUUCACACUUCUCUGAUUAAUAUGUACGUGAAAAAUGGCGAAUUGGACAGUGCGAGAUUGGUUUUUUAUAAAAGUAAUUAUCGAGAUGCGGUGUCCUAUACAGCUUUGGUCAGUGGUUAUGCUUCAAGGGGUUGUAUGGACGAGGCCAGACAGAUGUUUGAUGAAAUGCCUAGGAGAGAUGUUGUGUCGUGGAAUGCUAUUAUUGCAGGCUAUGCUCAAAGUGGUAGAUGUGAAGAGGCAUUAGCAAUCUUUCAAGAAAUGCUUGCAGCAAACGUUACGCCCAACGAGAGUACAAUGGUGACUGUCCUUUCCGCAUGUGCUCAUUCUGGUUCUGUUGCUUUAGGCAACUGGGUUCGGUCCUGGAUCGAGGACAAUGGAUAUGGUUCGAAUCUUCAACUCCUUAAUGCGCUUAUUGAUAUGUAUGCGAAGUGUAAUGAUUUAGAUACAGCCCGUGGCUUGUUCGAGGGUAUACCAAGAAAGGAUGUUAUUUCGUGGAAUGUGAUGAUCGGUGGCUACAGUCAUAUGAAUCAGUACAAAGAAGCCUUGAUGCUGUUUCAGCGGAUGUUGAGAUCAAAAAUGGAGCCUAAUGAUGUUACCCUUUUAAGCAUCCUUCCCGCUUGCGCUUAUUUAGGUACUCUUGAUCUUGGCAAAUGGAUUCACGCUUAUAUAGAUAAGAACCUCAGGAAUUCAUCCAAUGCCUCUCUUUGGACAAGCCUUAUCGACAUGUAUGCUAAAUGUGGAGAUAUUGAAGCAGCUAAACAAGUCUUUGAUUGCAUGAAACAUAAAAGUUUGGCUUCUUGGAAUGCCAUGAUAUCUGGGUUUGCCAUGCAUGGAAAUGCAGAUAUGGCUCUUGGUCUUUUCUCAAGAAUGAAAGAAGAAGGUUUAGAACCAGACGAUAUCACAUUCGUUGGUUUAUUGUCUGCUUGUAGCCAUGCUUGUUUGGUAGACCUCGGCCGUCAAUAUUUCACUUCAAUGAUUAAGGAUUACAAAAUUUCUCCAAAACUCCAACACUACGGAUGCAUGAUAGAUCUUCUCGGCCGUGCUGAGCUGUUUGACGAAGCAGAAGUUAUGAUGAAAACAAUGGAAAUGGAGCCAGACAGUGUUGUAUGGGGCUCUCUGCUUGGCGCAUGCCGAGUCCACGGACAUGUUGAGUUGGGCGAGUCCAGUGCCAAGAAACUCUUUGAAUUAGAGCCGGAGAACCCAGGUGCUUACAUCCUGCUCUCAAACAUUUACGCUGGUGCUGGUCGAUGGGAUGAUGUAGCAAGAAUAAGGACCUUGCUAAACGACAAAGGCAUGAAGAAAGUUCCCGGUUGCAGCUCAGUUGAGGUUAACAGUGUUGUUCAUGAGUUUCUUGUCGGUGACAAAGUGCAUCCGCAGAGCAAAGAAAUUUACGAGAUGUUGAGUGAGAUAGACGAGCUUUUAGAGAAGGCUGGGUUCGUAGCGGACACAUCGGAAGUGCUGUAUGACAUGGAUGAGGAAUGGAAGGAAGGGUCACUGAGUCAACACAGUGAGAAGUUGGCUAUUGCUUUUGGUUUGAUCAGCACGAAGCCAGGGACGACGAUUAGAAUUGUCAAGAAUCUGCGUGUCUGUAGAAAUUGCCAUUCGGCUACAAAGCUGAUUUCGAAGAUUUUCAAUCGAGAGAUUAUUGCCCGAGACAGGAAUCGCUUCCACCAUUUCAAAAAUGGUGUCUGCUCCUGCAACGACUACUGGUGAAAUGUUUAUACUAACAAAUGUCUCAUUGUAAAUUAGUCAAGUUUAGAAUCCAAUCACAGCCAGUAAUAUAUAUAUAUAUAUAUAUAGGUGUAUUUAGUAUCUGUUUCUGGUCUGAGAAUGAAAACCCAUCUUUAUUUAUAUACAGGUGAUGGAGUUUUACAUAUUAAAUAUUGAUUGCUAAUCUUGAAACUUGAUGAUCCUCAUAAUUGGGUACAAGAAAAGUCAAAUGCUUUGGCAGCAGAUACAAAUUUUAGGCUUCAACAUUGGAGAGAUUCGUGAA
Molecule: messenger RNA, 2533 nt
Organism: Carica papaya (papaya)
Lineage: Eukaryota; Viridiplantae; Streptophyta; Magnoliopsida; Brassicales; Caricaceae
Gene: OTP82
Product: Tetratricopeptide repeat (TPR)-like superfamily protein
Biological process (GO): RNA modification
Molecular function (GO): protein binding; RNA binding; zinc ion binding
Source: RefSeq, a predicted model, not a curated record